UGCCCAGCCCGGGUGUCCGCCGCUCGCGCCCGCAGCUUAGCGUUCGGACGCCGCUCGCUUCUCGGACGCCGCGGAAAUCCCGCCGCAGACGGACACAAUGGCGGCGGCGGCCGCCACCACGGCCGCCUGCAGCAGCGCCGGCACCGACGCCGCGGGCGCCCCCGGACUGCAGCCGCCGCCGCAGCCCCCGCCCGCCGCCGCGCCGGCCCCGCCGCCGCCCGAGCCCUCCCGGAAGCCGCGCGUGGACCCGCGGCGCCGCCAGGCUGCCCUCUCCUUCCUCACCAACAUCUCGCUGGACGGACGGCCGCCGCCGCUGCAGGACGAGGAGUGGGGCAGCGGCGAGGAGGGCGGCGCGGCCAGGGCGGGCGCCUGCGGCGCGAGGACUCGGCUCAGCCUGCUGGCCGCCGCGGAUCGGGGCGGCUGCCACGCGCUCCCCGCGCCGGGCACGGCGGCCGCGGCGUUGGCCGCUGGGGCCGGCCCCUGCCUUCCGCAGCCCGCGCCGCUGCCGCCCCUGGUCCCGAGCAGCCACGCGCCCCUGCCCGGCCCUGGGGCGGCGCGCGGGUUCGCGAGCCCCCUGGGCGUGAGCCGGGCGUCGGGGGAGCAGUGGCAGCCGCCCCGGCCCGCGCCACUCGCCGCCUGUGCCCAGCCGCCGCUGCCCGACGGGUCCGGGGGCGCCGGGCAGGAGGAGGUGGAGGAGGACGAUGCCUUUAGCAGCGUGCAGGUGCCGACGGCCGCCUUCCUGGGCUCCGGGACCCCCGGGAGUGGGAGCGGCAGUCGGGGCCGCCUCAACUCGUUCACUCAGGGAAUCCUGCCCAUCGCCUUCUCCAGGCAGAUCUCGCAGAACUACUGCUCCCUGGAGCAGCCGGGCCAGGGCGGCAGCACCAGCGCCUUCGAGCAGCUGCAGAGGUCCCGACGUCGCCUCAUCUCCCAGAGAUCAUCCUUGGAGACCCUAGAAGAUAUUGAAGAGAAUGCCCCUUUACGGAGAUGCCGAACUCUCUCAGGUUCGCCCAGACCAAAGAAUUUUAAGAAGAUUCAUUUUAUCAAGAACAUGCGGCAACAUGAUACCAGGAAUGGCAGAAUAGUCCUUAUCAGUGGCAGAAGAUCCUUCUGUAGUAUAUUUUCAGUGCUGCCGUAUCGCGACAGUACCCAAGUCGGGGAUUUGAAGUUGGAUGGAGGGAGACAAUCCACAGGCGCCAUGAGCUUGAAGGAGAUCAUUGGUCUUGAAGGCGUGGAGCUGGGUGCUGACGGGAAGACCGUUUCCUAUACUCAGUUUCUGUUGCCCACAAAUGCCUUCGGAGCACGGAGAAACACUAUAGAUUCCACCUCCUCCUUCUCCCAGUUCCGUAACCUAAGCCACCGCAGCCUCUCUAUCGGCCGGGCGAGCAGCACCCAGGGGAGCCUUGACACAGGUAGUGACCUGGGAGACUUUAUGGACUAUGACCCAAAUCUCCUGGAUGACCCCCAGUGGCCUUGUGGCAAGCACAAACGUGUUCUGAUCUUUCCUUCAUACAUGACCACAGUGAUUGACUACGUGAAGCCCUCAGAUCUCAAGAAGGACAUGAACGAGACCUUCAAGGAGAAGUUUCCUCACAUUAAGUUAACACUCAGCAAAAUAAGGAGUCUGAAGCGAGAGAUGCGGAAGCUUGCUCAGGAGGAAUGUGGCUUGGAGGAGCCCACGGUGGCCAUGGCCUUUGUCUACUUUGAGAAGCUUGCUCUCAAGGGAAAGCUAAACAAACAGAACCGGAAGCUGUGUGCUGGAGCGUGUGUGCUGUUAGCAGCCAAAAUUGGAAGUGACCUAAAAAAACAUGAAGUCAAGCAUUUAAUUGAUAAACUGGAAGAGAAGUUCCGGCUGAAUAGGCGAGAACUGAUUGCCUUUGAAUUCCCAGUGUUAGUGGCCUUGGAAUUUGCACUCCAUUUACCAGAGCAUGAAGUCAUGCCCCACUACAGACGCCUGGUCCAGAGCUCCUAGCACCGGCCCCAAGGAGGGCCAAGGAUGGUUUCCUCUGAGCUCAGCGGAGCAGCACUCACUACUGGAAAUGCAAAAACACAAUUCAAACCUUCUUUUCCUUUCAACAUAUUUUUGUGGAAAAGCAGUACUGGAAUUUUUUCAAGGGGUCUUUGGUCUGGUUAGCUGAGAGGAGCUGUGAGCUGCCUGCUGCUUGGAGCAAGGGAAGAGGAGACACGCUGAGGACAGACAGGCCAGGCCCUUCCAGCUGUCUUAGCAAGAAGCCUGAGCUGCCCCACCCAGUCUUCCUCCUGGGCACAUACAAACCUUGUGAGCCUGGGCCAGGGACUUCUCUCCAGACCUCUUCCAACUGAGAGCAUGAAGUGCUAGAGCAGACAGGGGAAGAGAAUCCGCAGGAUUGGGGAGAUACCCUCGCUGUGUCAGAAGAGCGUGCCAAUCUAUUUUUGUAUCAGCCAUUAGUGGUAUACUUUCUCCUGGGGUGUGUGGAUGAGUGAGCGAGCAAGAGCCUGAGAGAGACUGCACCAAUCCCAGACACCCAAAACUGGCCCGCCCUUUGUACAGCAGCCUCGGCCUGGGGUCGUGAGCCAGGCUGACUGGCGGCAAUUAUUUCUAGGUGACUCCUACAUAACUCACUCUCAGUGCCAGGCUGCUUGACAUCCUCUGCCCUUAGAAAGCCACACUGUUUUUGUUACUUCUUCUACCACCAGUGGGACAAAGAAGACAAGUGCUCAGUGUUGGAUGAGUUGCAUGGAAGGACAUGGAGUGUGGCACGCUCUGUCCCUUUGUGCUGUCUGCUGUCACCCCCACAGGCAUCUAUUUAACCAUCGCACUUUCCCCACCAUGGAGAUGGCCAAGGUUGUGCUCCAUGGCGUGUAUUCCUGUGCUCUAUGUUAGAGUGCAUAAUAAGCACAUUUAUUGUGCUAUGUGUAUAUAUAAAAGUGUUUUAUAAAAAUCCAGCGUAGGGGUGAGAUGCAUGGUUGGUGUUCUCAGGCUCUUGCAGCUGGGGCAAACCACAUUCUGAGCUGGGGUUGCAUUGAUUAAGGAGGCAGUGGUGCUCAUAACCACGUGUCCAGGGCUGUCAGUGCAGAAUUUUGAUUAAGAUUUGUACUGACUUGCCGGGAUGACCUGUACUGAGGCACGACACCUCGUAGCUGCAAGAGAGAGGUGAGGCACCUGACUGAAGCAAGCCCAUGGCCAUGUAAAACAAGAAUUAAAAUAUUUUCUAUGUUCAUGUAUGUGUGUGUGUAGACACAUGUCUCACCAGUCACCAUGGCCUCCACUGCUAAAUUCCUCCGCUAUUUCAGGUCACACACACACACACACACACCCUACUGAGGUCACAGAUCCAGAGCUGCUCACAUCACCCCGGAGAUGUCGGAGGAACCGGCUGCAUAUGGCUGUCAGCAGAGCUUGAGGGAAUGUGAGUCACAUGGUGGAGAAGCUCAAGCAGCAGCUGGUGAGGGACAAAACAGAAUACUUGACUUCUUCAGAGUCUUAGAUUUAACUGAGUUUAGUUCUAAAUAUUUUGCUAACGAGUUUCCCUGGCCAGAAUCAGUUGAAAGACAAUUUUGGUGGAGGGAUAUGAUUAGCACAUUCUCUUUGGCUGAUGGGAAGCUAGAUCAACUGAUAUUUUGGGUGCACCUGCUAUCUGUUUAUAAAGCAAACUGGGAAGCACGAAGCAUUCAGAGUGUCUCUAUCACUGAAUUGCAAAAUGCCCUUGACCUUCCUCUCUGGUGUGUGUCACCUCGCAUCUCUCUGAUGAGCCGCCUGGCAAUGCCUGCAGGGGGAGAGGCUGUGGGGGGGGGGGGUCCAUUGGACAACAGGCCACCCACCCAAACGGGGUAGGAAGCCUGAGUCCUUCCUGUGUCUUAAAAUCGGGCUAAUAUUCUUGGAUUUGGGGUGAUUUGGUUUUCAGCACUUAAGAAAUGGGUUUAAGUUAUUAAUCCAUUUCUUUUUAAAGUCUCAUUUUAAUUUUAAACUCUGUUAGCCUGUGGAUUUGCUGACUGGGGAGUUUUGUUGGUUUUCAUUUAGUAGGGAGGGGUAGAGGCUGAGAAUGAAGGCAUUUUUUAAAGCAGUCUCCUCAAAACAGUCUGUAACACAAGCUUUCUGGAGGCAAACGAAGACGAGAACGAGGGUGAGGGACACGGGUAGCUCCCAGAGCCGCCCCUGGGAUAUGGAACAUUCCAGAUACUUCCCCAGCCUUGGGCUGAGACUGCAGUGAGGCCACUCAGCAGACUGGUCUAGGGGUUUCUUUGACCUCCACCACAGAGGGGCAGUUUCAACCCCUUCCUGGCCCUGUCCCUCUCAGGACUGCCCAGAAGUGUCUCCAAUCCUCCCCACGCAUAAACAUCUGUGGGGAAGCUCUGCCUGGCCACAUGCUCCUGCCUGAGCCAGUUCCUCCGGACCUGGCCUGGGGACCCGGGCUCCUCUCCUGAGCCCUGCUAGGGAAGAUGGGAUCAACAGCAGAAAGGCUGGUGCAGCUGCCCUCAGAGGAAGUGGGCAGCAGGGAGCUGUCCCGCCUGAGUCCCCUACCCCCAUGGUGCCUGCCCUGGAGGCCUGAGCCCAGGCCAGCCCAGUGACAGCCAGAAGUCACCACUUUUCCUCCUUUUCCCCCUUUCCCCCAUAGAAAACCUAUGUUAAAACAGGUAAUCCAUACAAAAUGCAAAUGCGAUUAGUUUUUCUUGGCUUUUUUUUCUGAUCAAAACCUCUCCUAGCACUCUGUUGUCAUGGGGGGCAGGGCUCAGCUCAGCGUGGGGCGGUCCCUCCUGCCACACAAAUCACUCUGUACCACGUGCCCACCUUAGUGAGCGGGGAGCAGGGGAGGGGCAAGCUUCCUUCCCUCCUCCGUGUUAUCCCUUCCUGUCUGUGCCAUCCCCCAGCGGCAAAUAAAACUAUUUGACACUCGU
This is a messenger RNA of Cynocephalus volans (Philippine flying lemur), 4872 nucleotides long. RefSeq names its product Cdk5 and Abl enzyme substrate 1 (gene CABLES1). Gene Ontology annotation, cellular component: cytosol. The record is from RefSeq and is a predicted model, not a curated record. The coding region runs from base 98 to 1969 and encodes 623 amino acids. Lineage: Eukaryota; Metazoa; Chordata; Mammalia; Dermoptera; Cynocephalidae. The transcript is spliced from 10 exons. Gene Ontology annotation, biological process: nervous system development; regulation of cell cycle.